UCCGUCGUUUUUGUGCUGUUCAUUUGCGAAUCGCCGAAGCUGAAGAGGGAGAGAAUCAAGAAUGCUAAAGAAAGGUUCUUGGAAAUCGGUGAACAGGAAGCCUCUUGGCGAUAUCUCGAAUGGCGGAAGGCCAUCGAGAGAUGGCAAGAAGAAGAUUCAGUUGGAUCGAGACGACGACGGCGGCUAUUUUGAUCGCCUCAUUCUGGUUCGAUCGACACUCUCCGCUCUCGUUAACCAGAUUGAUGAAAUUUUGGCUCAAUCAUCAGAGCAAGACAUGAAGAGUAAAACAACAAAUGAGGAAAUUGAUUCCUUGAGCAAUCUUUUAUCUGAAAUGCAUUCAUCCCUUAAGCCAUGGAUUUUGAGGCUCAGUCAAUCACAGACCACAAGUAAAACUGAAGUUCAGGUUUGUAAAUCUCUACAAAGGAGUCAUAAUUCCACACAUGCAGAGAGAAGAAACAUUUUGCCGAGAAUAAAAGAUGAAGAAACUAAGUUGGACAUGAUCAUCUCUCCUUCUCCGUUAGUCGCCUGGCGUGCCGGUGGCUGUAAAUUAGUGACUGAAAAACAACUUUUUUUAUUGACACCAUUGUCAAGGAAGGAAAAACUCUUCCAGUGCUCUGGCUCAUUCAAAAUUAAGGCCAGAAAUCUAUGCUUGAAGGAUGAUACUUCACAAACUAUUAUUAGGAAUUCAGAUACUGUUUCUGCGACAGUUGAGGAAUUUGUUGGCUCAAAGCCUGGUACUGUUGAAGAGAACAGUAUGGGUAAAACCAGACUGAAAAACCAAUCUGAAGCUUAUCAGAAAAAUAAAUCAAACAGGAGAAGAGAUGCAGAUGAGGAGGCAUUAGAAUGGUUCUUGUCACCACCAAAAACCUGCACUCUAAUGGAUCCAAAUCAUCGCACAAACCCUUCAGUAAUGGAAGAUGAGAGCUUGACUGGCAGGAAUUGUAACUUGCCUGAAUGUUUUCAAGAGAGCAAAAAGCCUGAUGACCACCAGAUCCAUGAGUUGCAGCUCUGUAAUUUCUCAGGCAAAAAUGAUUUUGAUGAAAAAUUAGAAUGGUUCUUGUCACCACCAAAGACUUGUACUCUAAUGAAUCCAUUAAUGGAUGGGAAGAUACCAUGGACGCCAGGUAUGGCGGAUGACUCCAUACUUAGAAGCCGACGAGCUGGGGAGACCACACUCAAGAAGGAGCUCUGGACUAAGUUUCAGGCUGUUUCUAUGGGUAGAAUUUUUUACAGAGAUUCAGUACUGCAGAAAACAGGAAAGAAAGGCUUUAUGGAUAUGCUAGAAGAGGCUACCUAGUUGUUGCAGCAAGCCUGAUUACAGUCUGCUGUAUGUUGGUGGUUUUGGCUUCGUUUGGGACGGCUUUCUUUCUGCUUUCUAAAGCAGCUUAUUAGUAUAAAAAUUAAAACUUUAUACUAAGAAGCUGCUUUAAGAAGCAAUAAGAAAGCCAUCUCAAACAAAGCCUUUAUAAAUUUAAAGUUGCUUCUUGGUGGCAAAAGCUACUUGAAAUCAUUGAUUGAUUACUUCUGUUUCUGAAUAGGAAACUAUACUUGAAGAUCUAUGAAGAAAAUCAAAUCUUCCUUUGGCA
Messenger RNA from Dendrobium catenatum, 1586 nucleotides. RefSeq lists its product as uncharacterized. The transcript has 3 exons. NCBI's taxonomy places the organism in Eukaryota, Viridiplantae, Streptophyta, Magnoliopsida, Asparagales, Orchidaceae. The coding region runs from base 62 to 1297 and encodes 411 amino acids. The record is from RefSeq and is a predicted model, not a curated record.